CUAAAGAACCAUACAAAGGAUUAGUGCUUGAAUUAUUACAACCAAAAAAAGAACCUAAAUAUAUUAAAGAAGUAAACCAAGAAGUCAAAGAACCAAAAGUUAGAAUACCAAAGGAUUAUUCAGUAAAGAAAUUCUUACUAGAAACCUGGAAAAAACAACUUAGAACAAAUAUAAUCCAAACAGAAAACCUUAUCAAACUACAGAAAUUAGUAAUUGAACUACAAGAACCAAACGAACUCAUUAAAGCAAAAGAAAAACUGUUAGUCAAACUACAAGAAGUAGGACAAGAGGUAACAGAAAUAAUCGAAGAAGAAAAAUUAACCAGAGUAAAUAUAACAGUAGCUCCAAAUACUACUCCAGCACCAACUACAAUAAAAGUAAAAGUAGCAAGAAGAAACAGAUUUAUAAGAACAAUAUCUAAAGAAGAGUUAGCUUGCCUAAUAAUUUAUAUUCACGAACUACAAGAUUACUCAACAUAUAAUCUAGCAGUACAACAAUCAGGAAUUGCUGAAACAAGAAUACAAGAUUAUCUAAGAAACGCCAAGAUAAUAAAACCACAAAUAUAUUAA
This is a messenger RNA of Cetraspora pellucida, 569 nucleotides long. Lineage: Eukaryota; Fungi; Glomeromycota; Glomeromycetes; Diversisporales; Gigasporaceae. The record is from the annotation of a GenBank genome assembly.